This is a messenger RNA of Aspergillus luchuensis, 1032 nucleotides long. RefSeq lists its product as uncharacterized. The transcript has 3 exons. The record is from RefSeq and is a predicted model, not a curated record. Gene Ontology annotation, cellular component: membrane. The coding region runs from base 1 to 1032 and encodes 343 amino acids. NCBI's taxonomy places the organism in Eukaryota, Fungi, Ascomycota, Eurotiomycetes, Eurotiales, Aspergillaceae.
AUGCCUACCGGAUUGCCUUAUUUGCAGAAACUGCGCAAGCCCCAACUUGCAGAAUGGGCUGAGCUCACUGACCUCCAGGACUAUGAGGACCUCACCAAACCAGACCUCGCUGCCGCUCUGGACAGCCAUCUCCAAGCCAAUGAGUCCAUCUUCAAAACCGACGCGCGUCUGGCCGAUUACUACCGGCGACUGUCGCAAUCCCCGCGCGUGUACUCCCCCACCAAGAGAGCCCCUAAGGUUGAAGUCUCUCCAACGCCGGAUGAAGCUCCUCGAUCUGUGCGCCGGAGACAGGUGAAGGCCAAGGUGGAGCGCGAGCCUACAGAAGAAUCUGAGCCCCAGACCCCCGGACAGGUGGUGGGCGUGCAGCCGCCAACGAUGUCAUCGUUGGUGUCGGAGCUACCGCCCUCGCCGGCCGUGGUUACCGACGUGAUUGAUCGCCAGACAGCCGCGUGGGGCAAGUCCGUUAGCGAACUGUGGUCGGAAACGGGUGUGCACGAGCGUACCGAGUCGCUCCGCUCCAACCUUAGCAGCGUUAAGGCCUUUGGCACGUUGAUAUUAUCGGUCGAAGCCCUGAACGUGUUGCGCGCUGUUGUGCCCUGGAAUUACGUGGGCACUGUUCCUAUGCCCCCGUGGACGCAUCUCUCGGACUUGAAGAUCGCCAUUCCGGACAUUUUCAUUCUGGUCGAGGGGCAUUUCUGGGCUGUCGUCUCGCUGUGGGCGUUGAUUAGUGCGGCGCUGCCCUUUACUGUCGCGUACUUUUUCAAUCUGAGCUUGCAGGCUGCGCAGGCUGGGUCGCAGGUUCGUCGCGGUCGCGCUGGUGUGCAUGCGAGCUUCGAUCCGCUGAGCUUCUAUAUUGCCAAGGCGGUUAUCACGUAUUUGGUCUACACGGAGCAGUUCACCUUCUGGGGUGCUUAUCAGGGGUUGACGAUUGAUCGGUUGGAGGGGUCUGUUCCUUGGGGGUUGAAUGGGGCGUUGGCGGGGAGUGCUAUUGGAGUGAUUGGGACUCUGUACGAGGCGAUUCUGAGGAAGUGA